Molecule: messenger RNA, 1174 nt
Organism: Rhagoletis zephyria (snowberry fruit fly)
Lineage: Eukaryota; Metazoa; Arthropoda; Insecta; Diptera; Tephritidae
Product: PR domain zinc finger protein 5-like
Source: RefSeq, a predicted model, not a curated record
UAUUGUGAUGCUCCUAUUGUCUUGCAUUCGCGUUUGUGUAAAUAUUUUAGUGAAUCUUACUAAUAUUUAGGAUUAUUUAUCGACCAAUAAUUACUUUUCGUAACAAUUAAAGUAAUUACUUAACAUACGGAUACAAUGCAAUCGAUUGCGUCUGGUGAAGCGGAGCCAAGCAAUGGCGCGGCGACAGAUGUAUCAUUGCGUUUCUAUUCAUUCUUGCCAUGCACACUACCGAAAAAGACAUUUGCAAGCCCCAAAACAAGUGGUUAUUGUACAGACAAUAGUGGUGUGCUUGUGAUUAACGAUAGCGAUGAUGAGGGUUCAUCGACUAUAUCUGCUGUUUCAGAGCCACAAUUUGAGUUUCUGUGCGAAAUUGAUGUUGAUAAGAACAUCGCGCUACCUCGGCCCAUAGAGCUAAAAGUAGAGUGUAAGAAGGAGCCUGAAGUAGAUUUUAUUGAAGUUCUGCAAGAGAAUGGAAAACAAAUAAAUGAAAAACAACAAUCAAUCCACAACGCAGCUACAGCAGAUUAUAGUGAUUGUGAGGAUGAGCUAUUGGCAUUGUGCAAAAUAGAACCAGUAUGUGACCUUAACGAGGUCUUGCCACACAAUGCAUCAGCAGAACAUGAAAAUCACUACAUCUACUUCACAUGUCCCCAAUGUGGGGAGCGUCACGAUUCACAUCCACACUGGCGACGGCACAUUGUGUCGGCGCAUCAGCUAGGAGAUCAAAAAAAUUGGAAUUUUAGGCGACGUCCCAACAACGAAUUCGAAUGCUUUAGCUGCCGUAAAGUAUUUACACGUUGCACACUGAAGACAUUACAGCAGCAUCACUUUACACAUUUGCCACACAAAGUGUACCAUUGCAAGUUGUGUCCAUUCGAAGAGCACAGCAUGUUUUUAAUGAUAUCGCAUAUUAUGCUGCAUAAGGAAAAAGAUGCCAGUAACAGUGGAAAUGCUAAAAGUAGUAAUGGUGCACCCACAGCACGCGAAAUUGCCCUAUGGGAACAUGAGAGUCGCGCCUUGAUUGCAUACAUUUGUCCAGCUUGUGGCUUAACGUUUGAUGCAGAGGAUGCCUGGCAGGCGCAUAUAAACUUCAGUUCUUUAAUUUCCUAAUAUGGCAGUAAUUUUAAGUACAAACUCCCGUUUCGAUUUCUUUUUGGAAGCGGCACUUUAGUCU